Molecule: messenger RNA, 1027 nt
Organism: Tarenaya hassleriana
Lineage: Eukaryota; Viridiplantae; Streptophyta; Magnoliopsida; Brassicales; Cleomaceae
Product: transcription factor JUNGBRUNNEN 1
Exons: 3
Coding region: 60-878 (272 amino acids)
Biological process (GO): regulation of DNA-templated transcription
Molecular function (GO): DNA binding
Source: RefSeq, a predicted model, not a curated record
GGUGUGGAGAUAGAUACAUAUAUACAUACACGCGUAAAAUCUGUAUGUAUAUGUGAGAGAUGGGUGUCGAGGAUGGAGACACGCUCCCAGGGUUCAGGUUUCACCCGACGGACGAGGAACUCGUAGGGUUUUAUCUCCGCAGGAAGAUUGAGAACAAACCCAUCAGAUUCGAACUUAUCAAACACAUCGAUAUCUACAAGUUCGACCCUUGGGAUCUCCCCAAAGUGAACAGCGUUGGGGAAAAGGAAUGGUACUUCUACUGCAUGAGAGGAAGGAAGUACAGAAACAGCAUAAGACCGAACCGUGUAACCGGUUCCGGUUUUUGGAAAGCCACCGGUAUUGACAAACCAGUCUACUCCGAUAACCACGAUUGCAUCGGUCUCAAGAAAUCUCUGGUUUACUACCUUGGUUCGGCCGGUAAGGGCUCCAAAACCGAUUGGAUGAUGCACGAAUUUCGUCUCCCUACCAAUGCCAAAUCCGGUUCAACCGAUGAUAACUCACCCCAACAAGCUGAGGUAUGGACACUGUGCAGAAUCUUCAAAAGAACCACACGACAGAGACAACCAAUCUUCAUACCGAACCAAAAACCGGUUAUCAGCUUAACCGAUUCUUGUUCCAACACCAGCAGCUUAGAUUCCGACCACAGCAGCCGCCGCCGCCAUGCCGCCGGAGAUCACUUGCCAUACGAGUUACAUGAACCACAACAAAACCGUUGCCACGUGGAUCUUCAACAUCCCCCCGUUCCAGCGCCGCCGUUUUCUUGUAACGACAACAACUUCCCACAUGUUUGGAACAUGAACGGCGGAGAUUAUUUCAUCGCAGAUGAAGGAAGUUGGGAUGAACUUAGAUCGGUCGUCCAGGGAUACAGCGAACGCUAAUAAUACAGUCAAGUAUUAUGAAAAAAAAAAACAUGUUAAUUAAAAAAAUAUAUAUAUACAAUUUUGCUUCUAAUAACGGCAUAUAUGUAUAUAUGUAUGUCGAUUUUGUAAAUUUGGACUUUGUUUAAUAUAAGAUAAUGUUGUGCGCA